CUCUUCCGGAAAUAUUGGACCACUGUCAUCUCUGCUUCGAUGAUUGCGAGAAUUUCGUUCUUCCCGGUCGAGCGACGAGCGCAAUGGAGCAGAAGUGGAAAAAUCUUAUCAAGACUCCAUCGUUCAUUGCAGACCACCUCCACCAUUUUAGUCAUCAAAACCCUUCUCUUCUUUUGCAACGGAUUGGAAGAAAUGGUUCUAUGCAUUUAUAUUUGCUCGAUCGUGAGUCGCAACUCCUUGAAUUUCCGACGCAAUUCCUUGAAUUUCAGAAGAUGGAUGACCUGUCUGAUGCUAAAAUCAUCUGUUCCAGUCAUGGCUUGCUCUGUGUUGAAAUAGGUAAGUAUCGUACGCUUCAUCAUUCCGUUUUAUUGUGGAAUCCAGCGAUUAGAGAGAUAAGAGAGGUGCACAGAACUAUUAAAGAUUUCGAGAGUUAUUACUCUUUUGGAUUUGGGUUUAGUCCCAUUGUUAAAGAUUACAAGAUAGUGAAAACUUAUGCUGCUCGGUUUCAUAAAGGGGUUAAACAAGUGGAAGUGUAUUCAUUAAGCACAGGGUCAUGGAAAGAAAUAGAACUGGGUAACUUAGAGCGUGUAACUCUUUUGGAGGAAACUGUCACUGUUAACGGGGUUAUGUAUUGGGUUGGAAUAAAGCUAGAUGUGGGGGGAGGGGAUAAAGACGGUAAUAAAGUUGUUUCCUUUGACAUGGCUACAGAAGUGUUCACCUUGAUGCCCUGUCCUGCUGUAGACAUUGAUUCAAGUCCAGCUUUUAAGCUUACUGCUUAUGACAACAAACUAGCUGUCCUUAAUCUCCCUUACAUUGGAACAUCUGAAUCUUCUUCUUUUGAUUUGUGGAUUAUGGAGGAGUGUGCAAGCCAUCAGGAAAGAGAUGGAGUUGGACUAAGAAAUAUAGGAGCCUCACCUAUCCAUUCUAUUUAGAUCCAGUGACUCUCUGGAGGAAUAAUAUUGUCUGCUAUGUAUCUGAAGAUGAAAUGGACAAUCACGAACUACAGACUCUUCUAUCUCUGCACCUGCUCCCCACCAAUGAAUUUGAAAUCCUAUUCAUCCGCCGUUGUUUUCUUAAUAUUGUUAAUUAUGUGGAAAGCCUUGUGCCGGUUUAUAAAGUUGAAGAUCCUAGAUCCUAAAUCUUAGAUAUCACCUUGUAGAUUUACUUUGCUACUCACUUUUGGUGGAAUCCUUGAUGGCCUUUCGAGAUGUUAUGUAGAAUGAUGAAUGUUAAUAUUCAACAAUAUAUAGUAUCGAGUUUCAAGUAGUUCUGCCUUCUUUCAGAUAUGGAUAUGUAAUAAUUUAGUUUUGGGCGUUUGGGUUAUGCGGGAGUAAUUGGUUUUUUCAAGUCAUUUUGUUGUGGAGAAAUGAAUUUUAUAUACUUACUUGUCUAUGUAAUUAGUAUUCCGUACAAACUUGACUCUGUUUGAUCAGCGUUACAUUCUUUAGAUAUUUUUUGCUGUUGA
Prosopis cineraria is the source of this 1465-nucleotide messenger RNA. RefSeq names its product F-box/kelch-repeat protein At3g06240-like. Bases 84 to 932 code for a protein of 282 amino acids. NCBI's taxonomy places the organism in Eukaryota, Viridiplantae, Streptophyta, Magnoliopsida, Fabales, Fabaceae. The record is from RefSeq and is a predicted model, not a curated record. The transcript has 2 exons.